This is a messenger RNA of Lachnellula hyalina, 1545 nucleotides long. RefSeq names its product Lactose permease. Gene Ontology annotation, molecular function: carbohydrate:proton symporter activity. Lineage: Eukaryota; Fungi; Ascomycota; Leotiomycetes; Helotiales; Lachnaceae. The transcript has 7 exons. The record is from RefSeq and is a predicted model, not a curated record. Gene Ontology annotation, biological process: carbohydrate transport; transmembrane transport. Gene Ontology annotation, cellular component: membrane. The coding region runs from base 1 to 1545 and encodes 514 amino acids.
AUGUUAACAAAGGCCCAAACAGGGACAUGGAUGCCCGCAUGGGUUCCAGAGUCAACAAUCAUACUCUCUUUCUUGCUCAUGAUCUGUGCUGCUGUCCAAUCAUCUACAAAUGGAUAUGAUGGAUCAAUGUUGAACGGACUCAAUAUCUUGCCUUCAUACACUGACUAUUUCAACCUCAAUGCUGCAACGACCGGACUCAACACGGCAUCUGUGUUUAUCGGUGGCAUUCUUGGUCCUCUGGUCUCAGGCGUCGUAUCAGAUCGGCUUGGUCGUCGGCCGGCCAUCUUCUGGGGAUCUCUUAUUACUUUGCUUGGGGUACUGCUUCAGACGGCUGCUCAGAAUAUAGCCAUGUUUGUCGUGGCCCGUAUCAUUCUAGGUUUCGGAACUGCCUUGUCGGGUAUUGCAGGUGGGGUGUAUCUUUCCGAGACCUUUCCCAGCCGGUGGCGAGCUUGGGGUGUUGGUCUCCUCAAUGACUUCUACUAUGUUGGUGCUCUUAUUGCGGCAGGCAUCACGCUUGGUACAGGCGAGUGGCAAUCGACUUGGGCCUGGAGGCUGCCUUCACUCUUCCAAGGUAUCUUCUCGGUGAUUUGCAUCCUUAUCCUACCAUUCAUCCCUGAAUCCCCUCGUUGGCUUGUGCACGAGGGCCAUUUCGAAGAGGCUCGCGUUGUAGUUGCGCAGACUAACUCGAAUGGUAAUAUAUCUGAUCCCGUUUCUGUUGCAGUUUACAAGGAGAUUAUCGAUACGCUUGAAUGGGAAAAACAAGAGGGCCGCACUAUGAGUCCAAAAGAAAUCAUCAAGACUCCUGUGGCGAGGAAGCGCUUGCUCAUUGGAAUGUCAGCUGGUCCUUUCUCGUGCAUUGCGGGAAAUAUUAUCGCUUCCUAUUAUCUCGGAGCAGAACUUGAUUCUGCAGGUAUAACAGACAGCCUCGAUCAAUUGAAAGCGAACGUUGUACUGAAUGUUUGGUGUUUGGGUUGUUGCCUUGCUGGCACACAUUUGCUAGCAAAAUGGGGUCGCAAGCCUACUGCCAUCCUCUCUCAAUGUUUGCUUGUCGUCUGUCUGUUCAUCAUCGGAGGACUCUCCAAGAAAUACGCCGACAAUCCGGACGGUGCUUCCCAAAGCCUUGUUUACGGCGACGUAGCGGUGAUGUUCCUCUUCCAGGGGUUUUACUCCAUUGCGUGGACACCAUUGCUCUUCCUGUAUCCACCUGAGGUGAUGAACUAUUCGAUCCGUGCCAAUGGACUAGCAUUCUCACAGUUUUCUUUAAAUGCUUUAGCACUUGUCUUCGUGUUCAUCAUGCCAAUUGGCUUGGCGAAUAUUGGCUGGAAGAUGUACAUGGUCAACGCAUCCUGGGAUAUUGUCAUUGUGGGCCUCAUUGCCUUCUUCUGGAUCGAGACAAAAGGCAAAACGCUUGAGGAAAUUGACGCGAUUUUCGAGGGAGAAAAGCACUCUUCUGUACCAGACAUAGAGGAAGUGCGUUUAGGGAAAGCGAAGAUUGAUGUUGGGGCAAUUAAUGUUCAGGUUCAGGAGAAGAUGACUCUUAGCUGA